This is a messenger RNA of Mytilinidion resinicola, 795 nucleotides long. Its product is annotated as Phosphoenolpyruvate/pyruvate domain-containing protein. The annotation marks the transcript as partial. The transcript has 4 exons. The record is from RefSeq and is a predicted model, not a curated record. Gene Ontology annotation, biological process: carboxylic acid metabolic process. Gene Ontology annotation, molecular function: isocitrate lyase activity. NCBI's taxonomy places the organism in Eukaryota, Fungi, Ascomycota, Dothideomycetes, Mytilinidiales, Mytilinidiaceae.
AGUGUACUUGACCCACGGGAUCGCCAAUACGUUCUUGGUGAAACGAACGUCAUGGAGUCUUUCAAUCUUGCUGUUGAGAAAGGCAAGUCAAUCGGAAAAUCCUAUCUGGAUGUGAAAAGGGAGUGGAAAGCCUCCGCAGGUGUUAUGACCUUCGACGAUGCUGUGAAGCAAAAAGCAACACCAGCGCAGUUCAGCGCGUACCUAGCAGAGGUAACGACAAAGAUAACACCCUUGAUGGAACGGAGGGAGAUCUCGAAGCGAAUGCUUGGGGAGGAAAUCGUGUGGGAUUGGGAACUCCCACGGACACCAAUGGGCCAGUACAUGUGGCAAUGGAGUACAAAAGCUGUCAUCGAGCGCGCGAUACUAGCAGCGCCUUUGGGAGACGUGACGUGGAGCCGACAGGACAAGCCAAACAAAAAGGAUAUGUUCGAGUUUCAUAGCGAGGUCCGCAAGGUCUUUCCGAACCGUCUUUUCGGAUUUGGUUACAUGGGUGCGUACGAUUUCCUGAAAGCGGGAUACACGCAGGAAGAAUUUGAGAGUUUCCCCGCCGAUAUUGCCAAGAUGGGCGUUCUAUGGCAGGUACGUAACACGCAAGGUCUCUCUCUCCAUGCCAGACAAUUUGCUUCUCGGCCCAAGGAGAUGGGCAUCGCGGGAUAUACGCGUGAAGUGUCAAAGCCAGUUAUGGCAACGGACAAGUACGGAAAACCAACAGCACACGGCGGAUACCUAGCGGACGCAUUUUUUGAUGUUGUUGCUAGGGUUGAGAUAACAGAGACGGAGGCAAAUACAUCGUAG